AUGGAUGACAAUGCAAAUUACCAGUCCCCCCCGCCGCGGAAACGCCGGCGACCAGCUCUGUCGUGCGAACAAUGUCGUCGCCGAAAAGUCCGAUGUGACCGAGAAAUGCCGUGCGGACCCUGCACCAAAGCCCUCGACUCGUUGAGCUGCUCAUAUGUCCAUGAAGGUAAAGCUGCUUUGGAUUCCCGACUUGAGGUAUCAAGGAUCAGCGAGGAGCACUCGUCGUCGCGAUCUGGAAUAUAUGAGGCGACUGCGCGUACCGGAGAGUCUAGCAAUGAACUCCGUUUCGCACAGCUGGAGAGCAGCAUAAGAGCACUACAUGAUCGGGUGUCGAAACUGGAGAAUCCUGAUCAAUCUAAUAAUGUUUCGGAAGAUGCGUUGCCGGACAAUGUAAAUUCUGGCUUAUCUCGCAGCCUUGGGGACCUGGAGAACCGCAUCGCCGAGUUAGAACAACGGCGAGUGGCCAGUCCAUUGGGACGUUCGGAUCAGCCGAGAACUACGAUCCCGCCUUUGGCUCCGCGAUUGACACGCUCGGGAGAGAGAAUGAAACUAUUUGGCACAACUCAUUGGGCACGAGCUUUUAAGCAGUUUCGUCUUUUACGCCAAGUGCGUGGCACAGCAAGCUUCACCGAUAGCAGCAAGAAUGAAAUUAGUCGAGUACUGGGAGAGAUCAUUGGAUUGAGACGAAUUAUCAAAGGUCGGCAAGCGCCUCCGCUCGCAGAUCCAGCCCCGGGUCUUCUGAAUGAUUUGCCCAAGAGGGAAUUGUGCGAUGAGCUCGUCCAGCAUUAUCUGCGUACACUGGGGUUGAUUUACCGGAUUAUGCAUUUUCCAUCUUUCUAUCAAGAAUAUGAACGUUUCUGGGAGCAGCCUCGCUCCGCAUCGACAGCCUUUGUCAUGAAGCUUCUCCUCAUUCUCGCCAUUGGGUCUAUCUUUCAUGAUGAACCAGGACCCUCGAGUCACCCACAUGUACCUGUUCGACGUUGGAUUUAUGCAGUGCAAUGGUGGCUGACAGGGCCUUUUGCGAAAGAAUUAGGAAGUCUUGAGAGUUUACAGGUCCACUGCCUGCUACUUCUCUGCCGCCAGGCGCAUGCCAUCGACAAAGAGACAAACUGGAUGGCUGCAGGCACGCUAUUGAGACAAGCCGUGCAUCAAGGUCUGCAUCGAGAUCCGCGGCAUUUCCCAACCGUCUCACCGUUCGAUGCGGAGAUGAGACGGCGGAUUUGGGCUACAGUGUUGGAAAUCAAUGUUCAAUUCUCAAUCGAUGCGGCAAUGCCUCCAUUUCUGACUCCAGAGGAUUAUGAUACGCGCCCACCUGCUAACUUGGAAGAUAAUGACUUUCAGCCCAAUACGAGCGAUAUGCCCCCUUCGCAGCCCAAGGACUUGUACACUACAUCAUCUCUUCAAACUCUGCUUCUGCAGUCUUUGCCCACCCGCUUGCGCAUCGCCCGGGUCAUCAACGAGUGCACGAAUGAGCAGUCAUAUGAGGCUGCUCUCAAGCUGGGCAGCGAGCUCUCGGCGUUAUGCCAAGAGGUGAAUGUCAGAUUUCACAAUUUUAUGCCUCAAACUGAUGAAAAUGCAUUCAAACCUACUCAAUUUCACCUUCGACUCGUGGAGUCUAUACUCCGGCGCUUCUUGCUCAACCUGUACCGGCCUUUCGCGAUACAAGCCACUCAUGAUCCACGCUUCUACCUUUCUCGAAAACUUAGCCUUGACUCCGCUCUUAUCAUGGCUUCGUUUGCUGACGGAGUCGACCCGUCCUUAGAAGCUGACCUAGGGCCGUAUCAAGACUAUAAACGCCUUUCAUUUUCAGGCGCGGGGGUUUUCAAAGGGCCCCUCUCUCUAGACGUCAUCAUGGUAAUUAGUCUAGAGCUUGUAACCCAAAUAGAGGAAGAAGCCGCCAUCCAACCCCCAGGCUCGGAUUCAUUACCCCGAGGUGUACUAGGACAAAUCGCGGAAGCAGCUCGUGCUCCACUAGUUAAUAGCCUGGAGCGCAUUCAGGCGAGUACUUACGAAGGUUUGGUGGCAGGGAUACCUAGUGUUAAGCGAUACGGUCUUCUUGCUGGCAUACUCGCCCAGGUCCGCAGUCUGCCCCGCGGAGAGGAAGUUCAAUAUUCGAAUAUCCGAAAGGCGCUUCUAGAUAGCAUGCGAACCUGUCAGACGCUCCUUCAAAAACACGUAUCGAAUGGGAGUUGGAUGUCCGCGGAAGGAAUGCCCCUCACGCCUGCUGUCGCGGCGAGCGGGUUUACCCCCGAAAGUGGGAUCGGCUCGAGUCUGGAUUCCGAGUAUAUUAUUCCAAACUUAGGCUUCGAGGGCUGGGACUUCUGGGAUUUUCCAUCUUCGAUAACUGGUGAGGAGUUUGAAACUUCACCAUUGGCCCAGGUCAUCUUUAAGUAA
Penicillium macrosclerotiorum is the source of this 2394-nucleotide messenger RNA. Its product is annotated as Zn(II)2Cys6 transcription factor. Gene Ontology annotation, cellular component: nucleus. The coding region runs from base 1 to 2394 and encodes 797 amino acids. Gene Ontology annotation, molecular function: DNA-binding transcription activator activity, RNA polymerase II-specific; zinc ion binding; RNA polymerase II cis-regulatory region sequence-specific DNA binding. The record is from RefSeq and is a predicted model, not a curated record. NCBI's taxonomy places the organism in Eukaryota, Fungi, Ascomycota, Eurotiomycetes, Eurotiales, Aspergillaceae. Gene Ontology annotation, biological process: DNA-templated transcription; regulation of transcription by RNA polymerase II. The transcript is spliced from 3 exons.